Liolophura sinensis is the source of this 1181-nucleotide messenger RNA. RefSeq names its product succinate dehydrogenase [ubiquinone] cytochrome b small subunit, mitochondrial-like. Lineage: Eukaryota; Metazoa; Mollusca; Polyplacophora; Chitonida; Chitonidae. The transcript has 4 exons. Gene Ontology annotation, biological process: mitochondrial electron transport, succinate to ubiquinone; tricarboxylic acid cycle. Gene Ontology annotation, molecular function: ubiquinone binding; heme binding. Gene Ontology annotation, cellular component: mitochondrial envelope; respiratory chain complex II (succinate dehydrogenase); membrane. Bases 101 to 592 code for a protein of 163 amino acids. The record is from RefSeq and is a predicted model, not a curated record.
CUCUGUAGGAAGUAUUUUGAAACACACACACUCUACUGUAGAGCAGAGGUUAUGUUAACUGCAAGGUCUUCAUAGUUGACAGUGACCUUGUUUGGGGAAAAUGGCUGCUCUCACCUUGUUGCGAUCUUGCCGAGGCAAGGGCUGCCUUUUGUUAUUGAAGCCCAACACAUUAUCUACAUUAGGAAUGUCAGAUGUCAGCAGAAAGUCGCUGGCCUUUAGUUCCCCGGUCCUCGCCAUGUUCAAGGCUCAUCGAGGACCCUACACACCAGCUGAGAAACAAGGCUCAGGUCAUGUGAUGACAGCGGCCACUCACUGGUCAGUAGAGAGAGCUGUGACAGUAAGCUUGUUGGCCAUACUUCCAGCAGCUCUCUUUGUGCAAGGCCCAAUCAUGGAUUAUGCGCUGGCCACCUCUGUGGUUCUGCAUGGUUAUUGGGGCCUGCAUGGAGUCGCCACAGACUACGUUACAAAAUUUGUUCCCAGAAUAAACAUUCUCACCAACAUUGUUACAGUUCUUGCCCUGGGUGGACUCUACUACUUUAACUAUGCCGAUGUGGGUGUUUGUAAAGCCAUUGAGAUGGUCUGGUCCCUGUGAAAUGUGACGUCAUAUGGGACUGUUUCUAUGUUCAUGUUAUAGAGAGAAGAAAUAUUGGCCAGGCAAGGAUUCUUAAGACGGAAAAUGUCUGGGUGUUCCAGGUGAUCUGAUGGUUUACUGUUAAAACAGUAUGUGUUGGAAGAAAGCCUGUGGCAGGCUCAUAUGCAUGCUACAUGUAGCUUUACAGUAUAACUUACAUGAUGUAUCUAGGGAUUUUUUUAGCUGAAUUAAGUGAAUAUCAAAUUGUAUAAGGCAAUUUUGAAGUUCUCAGACUUUUCAGCAGUAUUGGAAAACAGAAAUUUAAAUUGUAUCUCUGUAAAGCUAACAUUUCAAGAAUGAAGAAUUGUAUAUUAGUAAUUAGCAGUUUCUGGAUAACCAUUUCUUUACAUGUUCUUGUUAUCCACUUGAAUGUAACAGCUGUGCUUAUUCCCACAUUAUGGUUCAUUGCUGUUCGAAUUCUGGAAGAGUUGGGUUAAUAAAUCUUUCAUGUACACUGAACGCAUAUGGUUUGGGAACCAUAAAUAAGCUCAUUGAAGAGACUAAUAUAUUUCAACAGUAUGAAAGAUCUAUUAAAGUCUGUCUAAAUCGU